UAACUUAAAGCACUAGUGCAGUUAGUGCAGUAGGUGGCACUGUGGCAGUAGUGCUCCGAAAAAGAAUGAAUUAGCGUAGUGUGUUUGAACACGUGUAUUAUUCGCUCGUAAAGUUCAAAAUAUUCACAGAAAAUGCAAGAAACUAUUAAAAUGGAGGUUGACGAUAGCAUAGUGAAAGAUGAAAAUAUCGAUGCUCCAGAAAUCAGUUACGAGGAAAAACUACGAUUUGUGAAUACUAUCUCCAAACCCAUGGCACCGAAAAAACUAACCAAAAAAAUUUACAAAUGUAUAAAGAAAGCGUCCAAACAUAAAACAUACCUGCGCAACGGUUUAAAAGAUGUGCAGAAACAUCUUCGUAAAGGUGAAACAGGUUUGGUCGUCUUUGCUGGAGAUGUCUAUCCUAUAGAUAUUAUGUGCCACUUACCAAUUGUGUGCGAAGAUAAAAAUAUUCCUUAUUGUUUUACUCCAUCGAGAAUGGAUAUUGGUGCAGCAAUGGGCAUGAAACGUGGCAGUCUUAUGGUGCUUGUAAAGGAACAUUCUGACUAUAAGGAGCUGUAUGACGAAAUUACACUUGCGAUGAAGACACUUUCCUCACCUCUAUAGAGACAUUGUAUAGAGGCAUUCAAUUCUUCAUUGAUUAAAAGUCUCUUGUAUGUAUAUGUUACAAUUUCAUUAUUGAUCUUAAGAUAUCUUACUGUGACAUUCUAAUAUGCCAAUCAUUUUUCAUUAUGUAAUCUUAUAUUGAUUCUUCUAGAAAUAUAAAUCUAAGAAAUAAAAGAUUAUAACAAAUUAUAA
Monomorium pharaonis (pharaoh ant) is the source of this 795-nucleotide messenger RNA. It is a transcript of the gene NHP2, whose product is annotated as H/ACA ribonucleoprotein complex subunit 2-like protein. The record is from RefSeq and is a predicted model, not a curated record. Gene Ontology annotation, biological process: snRNA pseudouridine synthesis; rRNA pseudouridine synthesis. Gene Ontology annotation, molecular function: box H/ACA snoRNA binding. Gene Ontology annotation, cellular component: box H/ACA snoRNP complex. The coding region runs from base 133 to 603 and encodes 156 amino acids. NCBI's taxonomy places the organism in Eukaryota, Metazoa, Arthropoda, Insecta, Hymenoptera, Formicidae. The transcript has 3 exons.